AUGAAUUCUGACUCCAGCUCCGUCUCCAGCCGAGCUUCCUCUCCGGACAUGGAAGAGGUGUACCUGAGGGACCACCACCACCACCACCACCACCACCACCACUCGGUGUCUUCCACCCAGAACGAAGUGGGGCAGAAGGGCUCGGGCGAAAGCCUCUCCCGAAGCGGCGCCAAAGGCUCGGCGGGCGAGAGCAGCAAGUACAAGAUCAAGAAGCAGCUCUCGGAGCAGGACCUCCAGCAGCUGCGGCUGAAGAUCAACGGGCGGGAGCGGAAGCGCAUGCACGACCUCAACCUGGCCAUGGACGGGCUCCGCGAGGUGAUGCCCUACGCCCACGGGCCGUCGGUGCGGAAGCUCUCCAAGAUCGCCACGCUCCUCCUGGCCCGCAACUAUAUCCUGAUGCUCACCAGCUCGCUGGAAGAGAUGAAGAGGCUGGUGGGAGAGAUUUACGGCGGCCACCACGCGGCCUUCCACUGCGGGACUGUGGCUCACGCCGCCGGCCACCCGGCCCACGCCGCCGGCGCCGUCCACCCCAUCCUGGGCGCCGCCCUGGCGCCUCCCAGCAGCGCUUCCCUGCCCGGGCUCGGCGCGCUCCGGCCGCCCCAUUCCUUGCUCAAGACGCCGCCCGCCCCGCCCGCCCUUCAGCUCACCGGAGGAGGCGGCGGCGGCGGCGGCGGGGGCUUCCAGCACUGGGCCGGCCUGCCUUGUCCCUGCAGCAUCUGCCAGGUGCCCCCGCCCCCGCAUCUGGCCUCCCUGCCCACCCCCACGGCCGGCCUGGCUCGCCUCUCCACGGAAGCCAAGGACUUGCUGAAGUGA
This is a messenger RNA of Thamnophis elegans (Western terrestrial garter snake), 813 nucleotides long. RefSeq names its product oligodendrocyte transcription factor 3 (gene OLIG3). Bases 1 to 813 code for a protein of 270 amino acids. The record is from RefSeq and is a predicted model, not a curated record. Gene Ontology annotation, molecular function: protein dimerization activity. The transcript has a single exon. Lineage: Eukaryota; Metazoa; Chordata; Lepidosauria; Squamata; Natricidae.